Messenger RNA from Nannospalax galili (Upper Galilee mountains blind mole rat), 1539 nucleotides. RefSeq names its product dual specificity phosphatase 12 (gene Dusp12). NCBI's taxonomy places the organism in Eukaryota, Metazoa, Chordata, Mammalia, Rodentia, Spalacidae. The transcript is spliced from 6 exons. The coding region runs from base 34 to 1053 and encodes 339 amino acids. Gene Ontology annotation, molecular function: protein tyrosine/serine/threonine phosphatase activity. The record is from RefSeq and is a predicted model, not a curated record. Gene Ontology annotation, cellular component: nucleus. Gene Ontology annotation, biological process: protein dephosphorylation.
UAGGAGCAGCGGUGGCCUGGCCUGGGCGCCGCCAUGUUGGAAGCUCAGGGCUCGAGCCAUGGAGGCGAGGUUCGGAAGUCGAGCGCCAGCCCGGCCAGCUCCGCUCGGCACAUGCUGGAAGUGCGGCCCGGGCUGUUCCUGGGUGGAGCAGCGGCCGUGGCGGAGCCAAACCACCUGAGGAAGGCGGGUAUCACCGCUGUGCUGACUGUUGACUCGGAACCCGGUUUCCAGGCGCGGGCUGGGUUCGAGGGUCUCCGGAGCCUCUUUGUGCCGGCGCAGGACAAACCCGAGACCGACUUGCUCAGCCACCUGGACCACUGCGUGGCCUUCAUCGGCCAGGCGCGCGCCGAGGGCCGUGCAGUGUUGGUGCACUGUCAUGCAGGAGUCAGUCGAAGUGUUGCUGUAGUGACUGCUUUUUUGAUGAAGACAGACCAACUUACCUUUGAAAAAGCCUAUGAAAACCUCCAGACUAUCAAGCCAGAAGCUAAGAUGAAUGAGGGGUUUGAAUGGCAACUGAAAUUAUACCAGGCAAUGGGAUAUGAAGUGGAUACUUCUAGUGCAAUUUAUAAGCAAUACCGUUUACAAAAGGUUACUGAGAAGUAUCCAGAAUUGCAGAAUUUACCUCAAGAACUCUUUGCUGUUGACCCAACCACCAUUUCACAAGGAUUGAAAAAUGACAUUCUCUAUAGAUGUAGGAAGUGCAGGCGAUCUUUAUUUCGCAGUUCUAGUAUUUUGGAUCAUAAUGAAGGAAGUGGGCCUAUAGCCUUUGCCCACAAGAGAACAGCACCGUCUUUCAUGGUGACCACGGGGAGUCAAGCUCAGUGUACAUCUUAUUUCAUUGAACCUGUACAGUGGAUGGAAUCUACUUUGUUGGGAGUGAUGGAUGGACAGCUUCUUUGCCCAAAAUGCAGUGCCAAGUUGGGUUCCUUCAAUUGGUAUGGUGAACAGUGCUCAUGCGGUAGAUGGAUAACCCCUGCUUUUCAAAUCCAUAAGAAUCGAGUGGAUGAAAUAAAAAUGCUGCCAGUUUUGGGAUCACAAAAGAAGAAAUUAUGAACUUGUGGCAUUGGGUAGCUUGGAAUAAGGCUUGUGAUAUCCCUCCUCUUGCUUAUCAUUCAUUGUUUUUAGGUUAGCAUUCCAUUUGGAAUGUCAGAAGAUAAUCACUUGAUGUAAUACAGAUAUAUGGUUUGGGAGGCUUAUUACAUGAUGCAAGUAAAGUGCUUGGCAAUUCAAGCUAUUUAAUCAUGUAAAUUGGCUUGAUUUGAUACUAAAAUCUUUCAUAAUCCAGAUAAUGUGUUACAUAAUUUUAUGCUUUUAAUUUUUUGUGAUGUUGGGAUCCAGCCCAUAGCUUUAAGCAUGUGAGGUAAGUGCUCUAUCCCUGAGCUACAGCCGCAAUCCCUCAUAUUUUUAAAAGCUCUGAUUUGUGGUAUGUUAAUUAUGUGAUAACUGAAGUCUAAAUGGAUAAAAUUGAUUGUAAAAAUGUGACACUGUCAGUAUCUAGAUAUUCUUUGGUUUUCAGAAAUACAAAGCAGAUUUACUUGG